AUGUCGUUUCAGAUAAUCUUGGGCUCGGCGUCAAUGGCACGCCGGCAGAUACUGGCGGAUUUGGGCUACGAGUUCACAAUCAUGACUGCAGAUAUAGACGAGAAGAGUAUCAGAAUGGAUAAGCCUGAAGAGUUGGUGAUGGUUUUAGCCGAGGCAAAAGCAGAUGCUAUCAUUUCAAGGAUGCAAAGUAGUGAGCUGGAUGGAGGUGGUGAUCAAGCAACACUGUUGAUUACUGCAGACACAGUGGUGGUGUAUGAAGGGAUCAUAAGGGAAAAACCAUCCAGCAAGGAAGAAGCAUGGGAGUUUAUCAAAGGCUAUUCUGGUGGUCAAGCAGGAGUUAUAGGAUCUGUACUUGUGACUAACCUUAAAACAGGAAAAAGAAGAGGCGGGUGGCGCAGCGCAGAGGUUUAUUUUCAUGUCAUACCCGAUGAGAUUAUUGGCAACCUAAUAGAGGAGGGAACCACACUCAACGUUGCUGGGGGUCUGAUGCUUGAACAUCCAAUGAUAUCGCCCUUUGUAGAAGCAGUGUUAGGGACAACUGACACAGUAAUGGGACUGCCUAAAGAACUCACUGAAAAGCUCAUCCAUGAAGCGCUCUAACUACUCUGAUGCAGUGACCAGCU
Fragaria vesca subsp. vesca is the source of this 623-nucleotide messenger RNA. RefSeq names its product maf-like protein DDB_G0281937-like. The coding region runs from base 1 to 600 and encodes 199 amino acids. Gene Ontology annotation, molecular function: nucleoside triphosphate diphosphatase activity. The record is from RefSeq and is a predicted model, not a curated record. The transcript has 9 exons. Lineage: Eukaryota; Viridiplantae; Streptophyta; Magnoliopsida; Rosales; Rosaceae.